This is a messenger RNA of Odobenus rosmarus divergens (Pacific walrus), 4755 nucleotides long. It is a transcript of the gene POLR3A, whose product is annotated as polymerase (RNA) III (DNA directed) polypeptide A, 155kDa. The coding region runs from base 139 to 4311 and encodes 1390 amino acids. Gene Ontology annotation, biological process: DNA-templated transcription. The transcript has 31 exons. NCBI's taxonomy places the organism in Eukaryota, Metazoa, Chordata, Mammalia, Carnivora, Odobenidae. Gene Ontology annotation, molecular function: DNA-directed RNA polymerase activity; DNA binding. The record is from RefSeq and is a predicted model, not a curated record.
GGGGCGCUCUACGGUGGCCGACAGGAUGCCGCCGAGGUAUUAGCAACGAGGUGAGAAGCACCCUCGGGAGGUACGGCGAGCUACGUUUCUCCAGUCUAGCUCCCGGAGUAUCGAGGAGGGUACCCCGCAGCCGUCACCAUGGUGAAGGAACAGUUCCGAGAGACGGAUGUCGCCAAGAAAAUAAGCCACAUCUGUUUUGGAAUGAAGUCCCCUGAGGAGAUGCGCCAGCAGGCCCACAUCCAGGUUGUGAGUAAGAACCUGUACAGCCAGGACAACCACCAUGCUCCCUUGCUGUAUGGUGUGCUUGACCACAGGAUGGGUACAAGUGAGAAGGACCGUCCUUGUGAAACCUGUGGGAAAAACUUGGCUGACUGUCUGGGCCACUAUGGCUACAUUGACUUGGAGUUGCCAUGCUUUCACGUGGGCUACUUCAGAGCAGUUAUCGGCAUCUUACAGAUGAUCUGUAAAACCUGCUGCCACAUCAUGCUGUCCCAGGAGGAGAAGAAGCAGUUUCUGGAUUAUCUGAAGAGGCCUGGCCUGACCUACCUCCAGAAACGUGGACUGAAGAAGAAAAUCUCUGAUAAGUGCCGAAAGAAGAACAUCUGCCAUUACUGUGGUGCUUUUAAUGGUACCGUAAAGAAAUGUGGAUUACUGAAGAUAAUUCAUGAGAAGUACAAGACCAACAAAAAAGUGGUGGAUCCUAUCGUAUCAAAUUUCCUUCAGUCUUUUGAAACAGCCAUCGAGCAUAACAAAGAAGUAGAACCACUGCUGGGAAGGGCACAGGAAAACUUGAAUCCCUUAGUAGUUCUGAAUUUAUUCAAACGAAUCCCAGCUGAAGAUGUCCCUCUACUUCUAAUGAACCCAGAAGCUGGAAAGCCCUCUGAUUUGAUUCUCACACGACUUUUAGUGCCCCCUUUGUGUAUCAGACCCUCUGUCGUGAGCGAUUUGAAGUCUGGCACCAAUGAAGAUGAUCUGACGAUGAAAUUGACAGAAAUCAUUUUCCUAAAUGACGUCAUUAAAAAGCAUCGGAUAUCAGGAGCAAAGACCCAGAUGAUCAUGGAAGACUGGGAUUUCCUGCAACUGCAGUGUGCCCUCUACAUUAACAGCGAGCUCUCAGGCAUUCCCCUCAACAUGGCGCCCAAGAAAUGGACCAGAGGUUUCGUCCAGCGCCUAAAGGGAAAACAGGGUCGAUUUAGAGGCAAUCUCUCAGGAAAGAGAGUGGAUUUUUCUGGCAGAACAGUCAUCUCACCUGACCCCAAUCUCAGGAUUGAUGAGGUAGCUGUGCCAGUUCACGUGGCCAAAAUUCUUACUUUUCCUGAGAAGGUGAACAAAGCAAACAUCAAUUUUCUGAGGAAACUGGUUCGAAAUGGCCCUGAAGUUCACCCAGGAGCCAAUUUCAUUCAGCAAAGACACACACAGAUGAAAAGGUUUUUGAAGUACGGAAAUAGGGAAAAGAUGGCCCAGGAGCUCAAGUACGGGGACAUCGUGGAGAGACACCUCAUAGACGGAGAUGUGGUGCUGUUCAACCGGCAGCCAUCGCUGCACAAACUGAGCAUUAUGGCACAUCUGGCCAAGGUCAAGCCGCACCGGACCUUCAGAUUUAACGAGUGUGUCUGUACACCCUACAAUGCGGAUUUCGAUGGCGAUGAGAUGAACCUUCAUCUUCCUCAAACGGAGGAAGCUAAAGCAGAGGCCCUUGUUCUGAUGGGGACGAAAGCAAAUCUGGUAACACCAAGGAAUGGAGAACCACUGAUUGCUGCUAUUCAGGAUUUUCUGACAGGUGCCUAUCUCCUCACCCUUAAGGACACUUUCUUUGACCGCGCCAAGGCUUGCCAAAUCAUUGCUUCAAUAUUGGUUGGCAAGGAUGAGAAAAUUAAAGUUCACCUCCCACCCCCGACGAUACUAAAGCCUGUCACCCUAUGGACGGGAAAGCAGAUCUUCAGUGUCAUCCUCAGACCGAGUGAUGACAACCCAGUGAGGGCCAACCUCCGAACCAAGGGCAAGCAGUACUGCGGCAAAGGAGAAGAUCUCUGUGUCAAUGAUUCCUACGUUACUAUCCAGAACAGUGAGCUGAUGAGUGGCAGUAUGGACAAGGGAACUCUGGGGUCCGGAUCCAAGAACAACAUUUUCUACAUUUUGCUGCGAGACUGGGGGCAGAACGAAGCGGCCGAUGCGAUGUCGCGGCUUGCCAGGCUGGCUCCUGUCUACCUCUCAAACCGUGGAUUCUCCAUUGGGAUUGGUGACGUCACACCUGGUCAAGGACUGCUGAAGGCCAAGUAUGAGUUGCUGAACGCUGGCUAUAAAAAAUGUGAUGAGUACAUCGAAGCCCUGAACACAGGCAAGCUGCAGCAGCAGCCUGGCUGCACCGCUGAGGAGACUCUGGAGGCUCUGAUCCUGAAGGAGCUGUCUGUGAUCCGAGACCACGCAGGCAGUGCCUGUCUCCGGGAGCUGGAUAAGAGCAACAGCCCACUCACCAUGGCUCUGUGCGGCUCCAAGGGUUCUUUCAUUAACAUAUCACAGAUGAUUGCCUGUGUGGGACAGCAGGCCAUCAGUGGCUCUCGAGUGCCAGAUGGCUUUGAAAACAGGUCCUUGCCUCACUUUGAAAAACACUCAAAGCUCCCAGCUGCCAAAGGCUUUGUGGCUAAUAGCUUUUAUUCCGGUUUGACACCGACCGAGUUUUUCUUCCACACAAUGGCUGGCCGGGAAGGUCUCGUCGACACAGCCGUAAAGACCGCUGAAACAGGGUACAUGCAGAGGAGGCUCGUCAAGUCCCUUGAAGAUCUGUGCUCACAGUAUGACCUGACAGUCCGAAGCUCUACGGGUGAUAUUAUCCAGUUCAUUUACGGGGGAGAUGGCUUAGAUCCUGCAGCUAUGGAGGGAAAAGAUGAACCGUUAGAGUUCAAAAGAGUUCUGGACAACAUCAAAGCAGUCUUCCCGUGUCAGAGCGAGCCUGCGCUAAGUAAAAAUGAACUGGUCCUGACCACUGAGUCGAUCAUGAAGAAGACUGAGUUCCUCUGCUGCCAGGACAGCUUCCUGCAGGAAAUAAAAAAUUUCGUCAAGGGCGUGUCUGAGAAGAUCAAGAAGACCAGAGAUAAAUACGGCAUCAACGACAACGGCACGACAGAGCCCCGUGUGUUGUACCAGUUGGACCGGAUCACCCCCACCCAAAUCGAAAAGUUCCUGGAGACCUGUAGGGACAAGUACAUGAGGGCGCAGAUGGAGCCAGGUUCUGCGGUGGGCGCACUGUGUGCCCAGAGCAUUGGGGAGCCAGGCACCCAGAUGACCCUGAAGACUUUCCACUUCGCGGGCGUGGCGUCCAUGAACAUCACCCUGGGUGUGCCCCGGAUCAAAGAGAUCAUCAAUGCUUCCAAGGCCAUCAGCACCCCGAUCAUCACGGCGCAGCUGGAUAAGGACGAUGACGCGGACUACGCUCGCCUCGUGAAGGGCAGAAUCGAGAAAACCCUCUUGGGAGAGAUUUCCGAGUAUAUUGAAGAAGUGUUUCUUCCGGAUGACUGCUUUAUCCUCGUCAAGCUCUCCCUGGAACGGAUCAGACUUCUGAGACUGGAAGUGAACGCUGAGACAGUGCGCUAUUCCAUCUGCAUGUCCAAGCUCCGCGUGAAGCCUGGCGAUGUGGCCGUUCACGGCGAGGCUGUGGUGUGUGUCACCCCCAGAGAGAACAGCAAGAGCUCCAUGUACUAUGUGCUGCAGUUCCUGAAAGAGGAUCUCCCCAAGGUGGUGGUGCAGGGCAUCCCGGAGGUUUCCAGAGCUGUCAUCCACAUCGACGAGCAGAGCGGAAAGGAGAAGUACAAGCUCCUGGUGGAGGGUGAUAACCUGCGGGCGGUCAUGGCCACCCACGGUGUGAAGGGCACCCGCACCACCUCCAAUAACACCUAUGAGGUGGAGAAAACUCUGGGCAUCGAAGCUGCCCGGACAACGAUCAUCAACGAAAUCCAGUACACGAUGGUCAACCACGGCAUGAGCAUCGACAGGAGGCACGUGAUGCUGCUGUCCGACCUGAUGACCUACAAGGGUGAAGUCCUGGGCAUCACGAGGUUUGGCCUGGCCAAGAUGAAGGAGAGUGUGCUGAUGCUGGCCUCCUUUGAGAAGACAGCUGAUCAUCUCUUCGAUGCGGCCUACUUUGGGCAGAAGGACUCCGUGUGUGGGGUGUCUGAGUGCAUCAUCAUGGGGAUCCCUAUGAAUAUUGGAACUGGGCUCUUCAAGCUGCUGCACAAGGCCGACAGGGACCCAAGCCCUCCCAGGAGACCCCUGAUCUUCGACACAAACGAAUUCCACAUCCCCCUUGUCACAUAGUCCAGGGAGAAGGGGACCGUUCCUGACCUCAGCUCCUUGUCCCAUCUGGAAAGAGGUCAAGACCGGCAGCUGACCCAGAGAGCUUGUGCUCCCUGGGACAGGCCCUGAUGUCCCCACCGUGCCAUCACGCCGAGAAGGCCUCCAUGUCCCCGGGAGCAGCUCGCCUGGGACCCUGAUCACACCACAGUGCCUGGUCGGGAGAACUGAGGUUUGUCUGUUUGAAACCCUAGCCUCACCAGGAGGCCCCGGCCAGGCAUCUUUGCUCAUUCUCACCUCACCCUUCCAACUACUGGCUUUCAGGAGUGUCACACCGUGACCCAGAGCCAGCUAUAAGCUCAAGACCAAGGCCUGUUCCUGAUUUUUCUAUUCCUCAGUCAUGCUCGAAUCUCCUCACGUGGCCUACGCAUAUAAAUAUUAUCACCGUUAUUUAUUUGUUCAGUUUGA